UUUAACUUUGUUAUUGUUAUCGUAUGUUGUAUUUGUUUCGUGUUGGUGUUUCCGCUUUUGAUUAUGUUGGUUUUUCUAGUAAGUUGUUUUAUUUUUCUUGUUUUUUAUUAGUUUUUUUUCUGUAGUUUUUACUUUUUGAUGGUUGGUUGGUUUAAUACCUAUGUCUUUAGCUUUUAAUCGUGUUGAGUUUUGGUGGUUUAUUUUAUUUGUUUUUAUUUUUGUUUUUGAAUUAUUUUUUCGUUAUUUUUUGGUUGAAUUUAAGGGUAAGUUUUUUAUGGAUCAUUAUGCUCGUUUUAUUUAUAAGUUAAUUCCUAAUUUUUUUUAUUUUGAUUUUGCUAUUUUAGGUAUUAAUUAUUUUUUUUUUGGAGUUUUUCGUUUUUUUUCUUUUGUUUUGUUUUCUUUGUUUCGUGGUUAUUAUCAUUUUGGUGUUUUGAUGGUUUUUUUUUUUUAUAUUAUUUUUUGCGUUUUUUUAGUUUGUUUUAGUAGUAUUAGUAUAAGUUUUAUUAUUUUUAAUUUUCGAUUAAAAGAUUUGAUAUUAUUGAUAGGUUUUUUU
Messenger RNA from Loa loa (African eye worm), 553 nucleotides. RefSeq lists its product as hypothetical. The transcript has a single exon. The record is from RefSeq and is a predicted model, not a curated record. The annotation marks the transcript as partial. Lineage: Eukaryota; Metazoa; Nematoda; Chromadorea; Rhabditida; Onchocercidae.